AUGUCACUCAACGCCACCCUCGCCGCCACCAUGCGGGCAGUGGCAUGGUUUGGUCAGACCAACAAUGUCUCUGUGAUUGAUGUGCCAGUCCCCAGCAUCAUUAAUCAAACGGACGCAAUUAUUCGAAUUACUUCCUCUGCUAUCUGCGGCUCUGACCUUCACUUCUAUCAUGGCUACACUGGUGCUGCCAAUGUUCCAUGGAACCUUGGACAUGAAGCCGUUGGUUAUGUUCAGGAAGUUGGUAGUGCAGUCUCUUCUCUUGAAGUGGGAGAGUACGUGAUUGUCCCCGAUAACGCGCACUCUGGUCACUACGGCCAGGAGCAUCCAAUCUCUUUCGGAUCUGGCUCAGAUCACUACGGUGGACUGCAAGCUGAAUAUGCCCGUGUUCCAUUCGCUGACAUGUCUCUCGUCCCGAUUCCUUUCAACAAUCAAACUGGCAAUGCUACCAAGGAACUUGACUACCUGAUGAUUUCCGAUGUUUUCACCACUGGAUGGCAGGCAUUGACAUACAGUGGCUUUGAGCCCGGAGACACUGUUGCAAUCUUCGGAGCAGGACCAGUUGGGCUCAUGGCCGCAUACUCUGCCCUACUCCGUGGUGCUUCACGUGUCUACUCGGUGGAUCAAGUUCCUGACCGUCUGGCGCUGGCCGAUUCAAUUGGCGCAGUUCCCAUUCAGUUCAAUGCCUCCGAUCCAGUGCAGCAAAUUCUGUCUCAAGAACCAAAUGGUGUGACGAGAGCCUUGGACUGCGUGGGAUUCGGAUCUGUCAACUCUACUGGUCAACGUGAUGAUGGACUUGUGCCUCGUCAACUUCUGUCUGUUGUUGCCCAACAGGGUGGUAUUGCCAUCGCUGGCGUGUACACUGGUGGUCAAAACAACACCCGGGGUGCUGCCAACGCUGCUACUGUCCCUGCCGAAGUUCCCAUUUCUAUCUUUGAGCUUUGGAGUAAGGCUGUUUCUGUUGGGAGUGGAAUUGUCUUGCCGCUGGAGCAUGCUCAUUCGCUCGUCGACCUUGUGGCAAAUGAUCGAGCUUCUCCCAGCUUUGUGGUUAGCUCUAUCAUUGAUAUUGAGCAAGCUCCGGAAUACUACCGGCGCUACAGUGAUCACCUGGAGCACAAAGUGGUAAUCCGCUUCCCAUGA
This is a messenger RNA of Penicillium brevicompactum, 1137 nucleotides long. RefSeq names its product glutathione-independent formaldehyde dehydrogenase. Gene Ontology annotation, molecular function: oxidoreductase activity; zinc ion binding. The transcript is spliced from 2 exons. The coding region runs from base 1 to 1137 and encodes 378 amino acids. Lineage: Eukaryota; Fungi; Ascomycota; Eurotiomycetes; Eurotiales; Aspergillaceae. The record is from RefSeq and is a predicted model, not a curated record.